Messenger RNA from Acomys russatus (golden spiny mouse), 927 nucleotides. Its product is annotated as olfactory receptor 1Q1-like. Gene Ontology annotation, molecular function: G protein-coupled receptor activity; olfactory receptor activity. Bases 1 to 927 code for a protein of 308 amino acids. The record is from RefSeq and is a predicted model, not a curated record. Lineage: Eukaryota; Metazoa; Chordata; Mammalia; Rodentia; Muridae. Gene Ontology annotation, biological process: G protein-coupled receptor signaling pathway. Gene Ontology annotation, cellular component: membrane. The transcript has a single exon.
AUGGAAAACAGCAGCUGGACCAGCGUGUCACACUUUGUUCUUUUGGGCAUCUCUACUCACCCAGAUGAGCAAAUUCCUCUCUUCCUUAUCUUUCUAGUCAUGUAUUUAAUCAACAUUUCUGGCAAUUUUUUCAUCAUUGUGCUCAUCAUCUCUUCUCCUCAUCUCCACACUCCCAUGUACAUCUUCCUCAGUAACCUGGCAUUGGCAGACAUCUGCUUCACAUCCACCACAGUUCCCAAGAUGCUACAAAACAUCUUCUCCUCUACAAAGACCAUUUCCUACAUGGGCUGCUUAGCCCAAACUUAUUUCUUCAUUUCCUUUGCAGCCAUGGAAAAUUUCCUCCUAGCCGUGAUGGCCUAUGACAGGUACGUGGCCGUCUGUCAUCCUCUCCGCUACCCAACAAUACUGACUGGAACGCUGUGUGUGCAGAUGGUGGCUCUAUGCCAUGUGCUCUCCCAUCUUCAUGCCUUGCUGCACACCUGCCUCAUGGGCAGACUGAUCUUUUGUGCAGAUAACAGGAUUGCCCACUUCUUCUGUGACCUCUAUCCUCUGAUGAAGAUUUCCUGCACCAGCACCCAGCUCAACACCUUGAUGAUUCAUACAGAAGGCGUCAUCAUCAUCGAUGGAGCUCUGAUCUUCAUCAUCGCUUCUUAUGCCUUCAUCAUCUCUGCAGUUCUCCAGGUUCCCUCUGCCAAUGGGAAGUGGAAAUCCUUUUCUACUUGUAGCUCACACCUCACUGUGGUGGCCAUAUUCUAUGGCACCCUCACAUGGGUCUAUUUCCGGCCCCUUUCCAGCUACUCGGUGGCCAAAGGCCGCAUUGUGACUGUCAUGUACACAGUGGUGACUCCUAUGUUGAACCCCUUCAUCUACAGCCUACAGAAUGGGGACAUCAAAGAAGCCUUCAGGAAAUGGAUGAGGAGGCUCUAA